CGAUCUUUACACUACACUGCGUAUGCCUACGAGUGAGCAGCAAAAGCAACUCAAACCCUCAAUUCAGCAUGAUACCUGCGUUGUCUUAUGAUUAUAAUGCACUGGUGAUCGCUCGUUGUCACGUUUGGCGUGCGUGCACAGUACCUGUCGAUCCCACGUCAUUUGCGGCGGUGCACAUCGAGUCUUACAAGACAUCUCACCGUACCUAGAGAGUGUAAUUGUUGUCGCGGUAUUAGUGUAUGAUACAUGGAUCGCCAAAGAAUAUCACGCGAAUCCAGGUAGCCUACUCUAUCGCAAGUGGAAGCGCCUGAACUGUUGCUUGACCUAACAGGCCCAAUCCCGACGAUACGCCGUCCCAAGAUGAUCUCCGAUCUUCCCAGAUUCCUCGCAUCCUCGUAUUCCCACAACACUCAAUCGCAAAGGAACCUCACGCCUACCCAACCUACCCACACACGACCAAGACACCUCCCAUAUCGCCACGAUGAGCGACUCCAAAUCCCCUAGACCCGUCUCCGUCCUGUUUGUCUGCCUAGGAAACAUCUGCCGUUCAACAAUGGCUGAAGGCGUCUUCCAGUCUCUUACCGCACCCUCGCACCCUUUGAUCUCAACAAUCGACUCUUGCGGCACGGGCGCCUACCAUGUCGGUUCCAGCCCCGACUCACGCACCAUGGCUACCCUCAAAGCGAACAAGAUAACCACCUACCGCCACUCGGCACGAAAGUUCUCUCCUAGCAGCGAUUUCGAAAAGUUCGAUUACAUACUCGCAAUGGACGAUGAGAAUCUAGAAGAUUUAGAGGCAUUGAGGCAGAGGGAGCUUAAGAAGAAGGGCGGAAGCGACGAGGGCAUUGGGAGGGUUAUGCUGUUUGGAGAGUUUGGGGGGGAAAUGAGGAAGGGGAGGCGUGGAGAGAGGGGCGAGGAGAUUGUGGACCCGUACUAUGGAGGAGAUGAUGGGUUCAAGACUGCGUACGAGCAGUGCAUGAAGUUUGGCAAGGUGUUCUUGGAGAGGCUUGAGAAAGGAGAGCUGAGCUGAAAGGAGGCGAAUGGAUGGUAGAAUAUUAUUUCAAGUGUGGAGUGGUUGUGCGCUUAGAUACCCCAUAGACUGCCCUAGGCUACAAUGCAUGUACAAUUCCAGUUGGACUCU
Molecule: messenger RNA, 1141 nt
Organism: Alternaria alternata
Lineage: Eukaryota; Fungi; Ascomycota; Dothideomycetes; Pleosporales; Pleosporaceae
Product: low molecular weight phosphotyrosine protein phosphatase
Exons: 2
Coding region: 482-1030 (182 amino acids)
Biological process (GO): protein dephosphorylation
Molecular function (GO): protein tyrosine phosphatase activity
Source: RefSeq, a predicted model, not a curated record